Molecule: messenger RNA, 2040 nt
Organism: Salvelinus namaycush (lake trout)
Lineage: Eukaryota; Metazoa; Chordata; Actinopteri; Salmoniformes; Salmonidae
Product: E3 ubiquitin-protein ligase RNF220-like
Exons: 11
Coding region: 1-2040 (679 amino acids)
Biological process (GO): protein ubiquitination
Molecular function (GO): ubiquitin protein ligase activity; metal ion binding
Source: RefSeq, a predicted model, not a curated record
AUGGACCUCCACUGGCCCGCCUUCAAGAUGGACAGUUCCUCCUACCUGCCCGGUCCCCUGGCGUCCCCAGCCCUGAUGGUGCUGGCCUCCACAGCCAAGACAGGCCGUGAUGCCUCCGUCCCCUGCCAGGCCUCCGUCCCCUGCCAGACCCCGAGGUCCUUCAGAGUCCCAAUCUCUGAGAAGGACCUCCCCUUCCCCUCCGGCUCCUACACAUUUGCCUCCAUGUACAACCGUCAGGGGCCUAUCUCCGGCCAUGGCUCCUUCCCUGCCAGAGACUUCCCUGCCUCCCUGCUCCACCUUCAUCCCCAGUUCCAGUUUCACCCCAACAACCUGGACUGCCCUUCCCUGGGGAUGCUCAACCACAUUGGGGUAGGGGCCUUCCGACCCUUCUCCUCCCCUCCUGAAGAGAGGGAGGCCAGGGGUUAUCAGUCAGCCUUCACCCCUGCUAAGAGGCUCAAGGGCUGCUACACAGAUUCUGAGGGGAAGGAGUAUGAUUUUGGAGGAGGGUGUUUCCUCUCUGGCUCACCGGGAUCACUCAAGGCCGCUGAGGAUUCUGGGAGGAAGUUGUUUACGGUGUCUGGGCUGCUGUCGGACAGAGAGGCCUCGUCUAGUCCUGAGGACCGCAAAGAACACUGUAAGAGUAAGAGUAAUGUCCUGUUGGACUCUCUGCCCCCAGUGUGUCCAGUGUGCCAUGCUGUGUUACCACCAGGUGAGCUACAGGAGCACAUGGAGCAGGAGAUGGGCAGACUGGCACAGUUACAAAUCAGGCUCAGUGUGUCCAUGUGGAGAGGGCCUGCUUUUACAGGUUACCGUACCUCAGGUUACCGUACCUCACGUUACCGUACCUCAGGUUACCGUACCUCAGGUAACCGUACCUCAGGUAACCGUACCUCAGGUUACCGUACAACAGGAUACUGUACCUCAGGUUACUGUACCUCAGGUUACCGUACAACAGGUUACCGUACCUCAGGUAACCGUACCUCAGGUAACCGUACCUCAGGUAACCGUACCUCAGGUUACCGUACCUCAGGUUACCGUACAACAGGAUACUGUACCUCAGGUUACUGUACCUCAGGUUACCGUACAACAGGUUACCGUACCUCAGGUUACCGUACCUCAGGUUACAGUACCUCAGGUUACCGUACCUCAGGUUACCGUACAACAGGAUACCGUACCUCAGGUUACUGUACCUCAGGUUACCGUACAACAGGAUACCGUACCUCAGGUUACCGUACGACAGGUUACCGUACCUCAGGUUACCGUACCUCAGGUUACCGUACCUCAGGUUACAGUACCUCAGGUUACCGUACCUCAGGUUACCGUACAACAGGAUACCGUACCUCAGGUUACUGUACCUCAGGUUACCGUACAACAGGAUACCGUACCUCAGGUUACCGUACGACAGGUUACCGUACCUCAGGUUACCGUACCUCAGGUUACCAUACCUCAGGGUCGGUGUUUGUGAGCAGCAGGACGUCUAAGGAAGGCCGUGGUGACAGUGACGCUGACCUGGACGUGGAUGGAGAUGACACUCUGCAGUAUGGAAGAGUACAAUGUACGGAGGCAGACAUCCCCUGUUCAGGGCAGGAUCCUGGGGAGGUGGAGGGGAGGGAAGCACUGAGGGGGGCGUUUUUAAAUGUUGGUACACUGUCCAACAGAGUAACUCUGGAACAUUCCAAAUGGACAAAUGAGGGAAGUCCAUCCACUAGCAACGGAGAGAGCAACAAACAGGACAACAGCAUAGACUCCCUACACAGGACCUGUAAAAAUAGUGACAUUGAUAUGGUCUCUGAGGAUUCUGGGCUGACGACGUUGGAUUCACUAAGAAAUCGUAUACGGGACCUAGAGAAGCAGCUGUCCAGAGGAGACAGACACAACUGUCUAAUCUGUAGGGACACUUACACAACACCCCUCACCUCCAUCCAGUGCUGGCAUGCCCACUGUGAGGAGUGCUGGCUCCGCACUCUGGGGGCUAAGAAGCUGUGUCCACAGUGUAACACCAUCACUUCUCCUGGGGACCUGAGACGGGUAUUUUUGUGA